GCUUCUGAAGAAACCUUUUCGAGUUCAGUGUUUUAUUGCCUCAUGUCUUACAAAAGACUGAACGAGACAGUCCCGCUGGCUAUCCCUUCAAGACCAGCGCCCUACCUUCCUGUUUUUGAGCUUCAGUUGGAGACGUCACAUCCCACCAUUCGUUUGCACCCAAUUUGCCUUUUAAAAGCCUUAAGGCGGAUAAAAGGGGCGGGGCGAAAUAAGAAGAAGGAAGAGCCAAUAACGGAAAGCCCCACACCAACAGAGUAACGCCUCGAGAGAAGAACAUCGGCGUCUUGUCUCAAGUAUCACACUCGGAGUCAGAUGUACAGAUUAUGUGAAAAGUCAUUGAAAAGAAAAGAGUCGAAGUACUGCGCGGAUUAAAAGAGCUCAGACGUCUGCCAGAGCAGGUUUAUCAACAUCUGAAUAAACAAGUUUGAGGAACAUCCCAGCAUGGACUCCAUGGACAACAACGCGACUGCCCUCGAGCUAUUCGUGAAGUAUGAAAAUGAUUCUUGCCAUGUGGACUCUUCAUUCCGAUACAUCACCUUCACUGUUUUUUACAGCCUCAUUUUUAUUGUUGGGGGAAUUUCAAAUUGUUAUGUCCUCUGGGUUUUCACUGACAUGUACCCUCUAAAGGGCAUGAAUGACAUUAAGAUCUACAUGAUCAAUCUCACUGUUGCUGACUUACUGUUCCUAAUAACUCUACCUUUAUGGAUUUAUUAUUACCAUAACCUGGGAAACUGGACUCUUCCUUCUUUUCUCUGCAAUUUAGCAGGCUUCUUGUUCUUUGUUAACACCUACUGCUCAGUAGCUUUCCUCACAGUGAUAAGUUACAAUCGCUACCAUGCAGUCACCAAACCCUUAGAAGCUGCACAGUCCAGCCCGAGGUUUCGCGGACUGAUCAUUUCUUUGAUUAUCUGGCUUGUCAUAGCAGCCAGUGCGUCCCCUUACCUCUUUAUGGAGAGCCUGAAUAAGGAUGGCUCUAUGAUGCGGUGCUUUGAGGGCUACACCUCCAAUGAGAUAUCUGUAGCGAUCACUCACUUGAUCAUCAUCGCCUUGUUUUUCAUUGUGUUCAUCCUCAUCAUUUUCUGCAACUUGCUGAUCAUAAGGACUCUUCUGUCCCAGUCGGUGCAGACUCAAGUGGGGAACAGAGGGGCGGUAAAGCAGAGGGCAUUGUGGAUGGUGUGCGCUGUCUUGCUCGUCUUCAUUAUUUGUUUCGUUCCCCAUCACCUUAUUGACGGUCCUUGGACGAUGGCUGUCUUGGGCCUCUGGAAGAAAGGGAACUGCGAUCUUCUUCAGUCACUCAAUGAUCUUCAUCAGGUCACUCUCCUGCUCAUGGGUCUGAACUGCACCCUGGAUCCCAUCCUCUACUGUUUUGCCACCAAGAAGUUUCGGCGGCACCUCACAGAACGAAUUCGCAACAUGGGAAGCCGAAAAUGCUCCAAAAGCACCACUGUUUCUGGCAUCUCGUUUGAAAAUCACACCAAUGGACAUCCAUUAUUCAUGGAGAAUCUGGCAAAAGAAUAACAGAGCAGUGAGCAUGCUUAAUUUUAAAGAGUCUCUGAACGAAAAUUUACUCAGAUUCAUAAUUUUAACAGUUUAAGCGAUGAUGGAACACUUGUUCCAAGAACUUAGGGAAGGUUAAAAAUCUCUCUUUUACAUAAUUGGGAACUACUUUUCCUUUUAGUUUGUUUUCUUUUGUGUUACCAACAAAGGUGAAGACUUGACUGCUGAGAUGAAAAAGUGAACAACAGAUAGCAUUCUUCACACGUUGUUGGAUUAUUAAAAAAGGAAAGUGAAUCGCAAAACUGAAAAUCCAGAUGAUGAAGAGGCUUGGCUGAAUUGUCAUUACUCCCCCAUCCAUUCUCUGGGACAUUUGUCCAUAUCCCAGCUCUGGAGGUCCAGUAGCCAUGUCAGAAGAAUGGCAAGGGUAUCUCAAAUGCAGUGGCACACGCUCUCUGGCCAUGGAGAACCACCAGUCAUUUUAACAGGGUGACUUUGAAUGGCGGGAGAAAAACCCAUAAACAUAAUCGGAGAACAUGCAAACUAAACGUAGGGUCUGCCGGCCCAUUAAAGUGGUACUGCAUGUAUUGCACUGUUGUGCCUCUUCAUUUUCACACUCAUUCCAUCAUUUUCUGAUCUUGUUUUUGUCAAAAAGAAGGUCACGGACAACUGGAGUUGAUCCUGAAGGUAUCAGGCAGGAACGAACGCUGGAGGAGUUGGCAGGCCUUUGUGGUAGGCCCACUCACAAACACAGGGAGACAUUGGAGAAUGGCAAGGGUAUCUCAAAUGCAGUGGCACACGCUCUCUGGCCAUGGAGAACCACCAGUCAUUUUAACAGGGUGACUUUGAAUGGCGGGAGAAAAACCCAUAAACAUAAUCGGAGAACAUGCAAACUAAACGUAGGGUCUGCCGGCCCAUUAAAGUGGUACUGCAUGUAUUGCACUGUUGUGCCUCUUCAUUUUCACACUCAUUCCAUCAUUUUCUGAUCUUGUUUUUGUCAAAAAGAAGGUCACGGACAACUGGAGUUGAUCCUGAAGGUAUCAGGCAGGAACGAACGCUGGAGGAGUUGGCAGGCCUUUGUGGUAAGCCCACUCACAAACACAGGGAGACAUUGGGGUCUUUGAGAUGUUGGAUGAAACCUACAAGAAAUGUGCAAACUCCAUACAGGGAGUGAAUGAGCUGGGGGUCUUUGAGAUGUUGGAUGAAACCUACAAGAAAUGUGCAAACUCCAUACAGGGAGUGAAUGAGCUGAUCUCAAAAAGUAGUGUUGACCAUCUGACACCACCAUUUGUAACCAUGAAAUGUACAUAAAAAAUGUAUAUAAGUGUACUUUUAUAUUUAAAGACUCAUUAAAAAAUGACAUCUGAAAGUGGAAAUAAAAAUGCCAAAGAACUGAGGGGUUUUUCUGAGGGGUACUUUGGCUGUAAAGACUGACAGUGCAAAGCUUCAGUUUUAAUGGCGGCAUUUGUCUAUUCUGAGCUUCAAUUUGAUGAAACUCACAAGAGGGACCAGAAAUUAAACAAAUGAUUACAAUUAAAUGACCAGUUUAUCACAUGCAAGCUUUUCCUUGGUUCUUAAUUUAUUUGUUAAAGCACGUUGUGAUAGCUGUAAGGCGCUAUAUAAAAUAAAAAAUAUUGAAGUACAGAGACAGCUUUUGACAGCUCAUCUUAUCUGAUGAUAACCUUCCAUACUGUGAGUUUUAUAAAGCUUCAAGAAUGGCCAGUGUUGAUUUAUUGUAUUGAUUUUUUUCUGUAAUUCUUUGUUAUUUCCAUGUUGCUAGAAUAAAAGCCUUGUGUUAGUGUUA
Messenger RNA from Polypterus senegalus (gray bichir), 3298 nucleotides. It is a transcript of the gene ptafr, whose product is annotated as platelet-activating factor receptor. Gene Ontology annotation, molecular function: platelet activating factor receptor activity; G protein-coupled purinergic nucleotide receptor activity. The record is from RefSeq and is a predicted model, not a curated record. Gene Ontology annotation, cellular component: membrane. Gene Ontology annotation, biological process: G protein-coupled receptor signaling pathway; chemotaxis. The coding region runs from base 442 to 1518 and encodes 358 amino acids. The transcript is spliced from 3 exons. Lineage: Eukaryota; Metazoa; Chordata; Cladistia; Polypteriformes; Polypteridae.